GGGGACAAGUACAAUCCACGAAUAUUUAAAUGUACCAAAUGUGACGCCAAGAAGCCAACUAAAAAUCUUUUACUAAGACACAUGGAAGCACACAAACCACAUAAAGAGAGAAUCCUCUACUUCUGUACACCAUGCAAGCGCGGCUUCACUACUCUUGCUUCUUUGAAGUACCACUAUAAUAUAAAACAUAGAGAAGACUAUGAACAGCUAGGAUUCACAAUGAAAAGAUUCACUUGUUCCGAAUGUUCGUGUGAAAUUUUAGGCGAACGGAGGUAUCUCAUGCACAUGGAGAGACAUAAACAAAAACACAAUCUAGCAAAUCACAUAAAGAUGCACAAAAAAUCCAGCCCAACACGCACUGUUUUGGACAUUGAACCAAUUAGUGUGGAACAUGUUAAUGAAGAAAACAAUAUUUCAGAGGAAAAUAUAAAUGCAUCGUCAUCAGAUACUAAACAAGAACUCACAUCCAAUGAAGCUUCUAACAAAAACUCAAUAAGCAUAGUAGACAUUGAAGAAGAUAAUAAUAAAAAUGAUAGUGGCGAUAAAAAUUUAAAUGGGAUAGAAGAGACUGUAAAUUUCACAACAGGCAAAUCUACACAGCACAAAGGCACUGUUUUGAACGUUGAACCAAUUAGUGAGGAACAUGUUAAUGAAGAAAAUAAUGUUUCGGAAGAAAAUAUAAAUGCGUCAUCAUCAGAUAUUAAGCAAGAAUUAACAAAAAAAGUGCGGAUGAAGAUGUAUCACUGUUCCAUGUGUGACUACAAAACGAUACAGAUCUGUAACUUAAAGCGACACAAGCAAGUUCACUUGUCAUGGGACGAACGAUAUCCGUUUGUUUGUACGCACUGCGGCAAGAAAUUUGCUACUACUAUCAAGUUAAAACAACACAUAUUGCAGCAUCAUCAUUUUUUUAUUCAUUCCAGCGCAAACACUGCUUUGAACAGCGAACCCAUUAGUGUGGAACAUGUUAAUGAAGAAAAUAUAAAUGCGUCAUCAUCAGAUAUUAAGCAAGAAUUAUUCACAACGGAUACUGUCGUUAAUACCGAAUCAGUAAUUUUGGAUAAUCUUAAACAAGAAAAUCAUUCAGAAGAAAAUAUAAAUGUAUCAUCAUCAGAUAUUAAUCUAAAACUGAACACAUCUAAUAAAGCAUCUAACAAAAAAUCAAUAAGCAUAGUAGACAUCACAGAAGAAAAUGAUAAUAGUGAUGAAAAUGUAAAUGUGAUAGCAAAGAUUAUAAAGUUGGGGAACAAUUCCCAUGUGGUUUAUAAAUGUAACAAAUGUGGCUUUCAAAGUAUGAGAAAAAAUUUGUUACUAAAACACGUGCAAAAACACCUACCACUCGAAAAAAGAAAACGGCACCAGUGCCCAACUUGCGGCGGCAUGUAUUCUAAUCUUAACAGUUUUAAGUUCCAUAUGAGGGUUCGACAUAAUCAAGUCAGCACAGGGGACAAGUACAACCCACCAAUAUUUAAAUGUACCCAAUGUCACAUCAUGAAGCCAAGUAAAAAACUUUUACUAAUUCACAUGGAAUCACACAAACCACCUGAAGAGAGGAAUCGCCACCAGUGUUCAGUUUGCUACAGUACCUUCACCGCUUUUGCUUCUUUAAAGUACCACAUGAAUAUAAAACAUAGAGAAUACUGUGAACAGAUAGGAUUCGCAAUGAAAAGAUUCACUUGUUCCAAAUGUUCGCGUGAAAUUGUAGGCGAACGUAGGUAUCACACGCACAUGGAGAGACAUAGACAGAACAGCAAAGAAUCCAGAACACAAGAAGUGCAGAAAGUUAUGCAUAACUGUUCCAUGUGUGACUUCAAAACGAUACACAAGUGUAACUUGACACGACACAAGAGGGUUCAUUUGGCAUUGGAAGAGCGACAGCUGUUUGCUUGUGGUCACUGCGACAAGAAAUAUACUGUAAAGGCAUCGUUGAAACAACAUCUUAUGCAACACAGAAAUAUUCAUGACGUUGAACGUACAAGCUCGGAAGGCAAUAAUCAAGAAGAGCAAGUUCAAAACAGCGUAGAACAGAAGUUAGAGCUGGAUACUCGCGCUAGUGAUCUUUCCAGUAUAGAAAACAACGAACAAGAGAAAACUCUUAUAAUCAAGGAAGAACUUGAUGGCGUUUUACGAUUUAAAAGAACAACUAUGCAGAAAAUAAUGUUUAAAUGUCACCUGUGUGACUACAUAACGACAGACAUGUCUAACUUUGGUCGUCACAAGGCAUUUCACUUGGUACCGCAAAAACACCAGUUGUUUGCUUAUGCGCAGUGCAACCAAACAUUAAUGACAAGAAAGGCCUUACAAACUAAUCACCUUGGUAAUAAUCAUACCAAUUCCAGUUUGACUGUGGACACUGUAGAUCUUACCACAGAAGACAAUGAACAAGAAUUGCAAGUUCAGAACGGCAUAGAACAGAAGUUAGAGCUUGAUAUUCACGACGUUGAACUUACAAGCUCGGAAGGCAAUAUUCAAGAAGAGCAAGUUCAAAACUGCAUAGAACCGAAGUUAGAGCUUGAUAUCCAUUACGAUGAACUUACCAUCGCGGGGGACUAUAAACAAGAAGAAUAUUUUCAAACCAAUAUUUUAUCUGAUGAUAAGUUAGAGCUCGACAUCAAUACUGUCGAUCUUACCAGCACAGAGACCAAUGAACAAGAAGAACACGUUUCAAACAGUGUAGAACAGAAAUUAGAACUUGUUGUUGUUCUAAACAGAGUAGAUGCUGAUGGUGUUGUAAAUAAUACUGUCGAUCUUACCAGCACAGAGACCAACGAACAAGAAGAACAAGUUUCAAACAGUGUAGAACAGAAGUUAGAACUUGUUGUUGUUCUAAACAGACUAGAUUCUGAUGGUGUUGUAAAUAAUACUGUCGAUCUUACCAGCACAGAGACCAACGAACAAGAAGAACAAGUUUCAAACAAUGUAGAACAGAAGUUAGAACUUGUUGUUGUUCUAAACAGACUAGAUUGUGAUGGUAUUGUAAAUAGUGAUAUUCAGGCUAUUAAACUUACCAGUACGGUAGACCAUAAACAAGAAAACCAUGUUCAAAAGAGGGAAGCAUCUGAUAGUGAGGAGUUUGAUAUUCAGGCUAUUGAGCUUACCAGUACGGUAGACAAUAAACAAGAAAACCAUGUUCAAAAGAGGGAAGCAUCUGAUAGUGAGGAGUUUGAUAUUCAGGCUAUUGAGCUUACCAGUACGGUAGACAAUAAACAAGAAAACCAUGUUCAAAAGAGGGAAGCAUCUGAUAGUGAGGAGUUUGAUAUUCAGGCUAUUGAGCUUACCAGUACGGUAGACAAUAAACAAGAAAACCAUGUUCAAAAGAGGGAAGCAUCUGAUAGUGAGGAGUUAACUAUUGAAGUGGAUAAACGGGUCUAUGACUGUACCGUGUGUGGCUACCAAACUACUAUUAAAAAAAACUUAGAACGACACCAGCAAGUUCACUUAAGUCGGGAAGAACGACAGUUGGUUUCUUGUCCGCUCUGCGACAAAAAAUAUACGACAAAGAGCAGCUUAAACUAUCAUCUUGUCGGAAAUCACCAUGCUUUCACUGAAGGUGGUACUAUUGAACUUACCCGCGCGGAAGGCAAUGCACAAGAAGAACAUGUUCAAAACAGCGUAACAUCCCAUGAUAAGUUGAAGCCUAGGACUAUGGAAUUGAAUCAACGUAUCUAUAAAUGUAACAUGUGUGACUACCGAACGCUAAGAAACAGAUUUUUAAAAAACCACCAGCAAGUUCACUUACCACGGGAAGAACGACAGUUGUUUCCUUGUCCGCUCUGCAACAAAAAAUAUAUGACAAAUCAAAAAUUAAACUCUCAUCUUGUCGGAAAUCACCCUGACUUCACUGAAGGCCGUACCGUUGAACAUACCGGCGCGGAAGGCAAUGAACAAGAAGAACAUGUUCAAUACAGCGUAAUAUCCGAUGAUGAGUUAGAGCCUGAAGGCCGUACCGUUGAACAUACCGGCGCGGAAGGCAAUGAACAAGAAGAACAUGUUCAAUACAGCGUAAUAUCCGAUGAUGAGUUAGAGCCUAGAACUAUGGAACUGAAUAAACGGGUCUAUAAAUGUACCAUGUGUGACUACCAAACGAUAAAGAACAAAUACUUAAAAAGCCACCAGCAAGUUCACUUACCACGGGAAGAACGACGAUGGUAUACUUGUCCGAUUUGCGACAGAAAAUAUGCGAGAAAUAUCCAUUUACGCCACCAUCUUGUCAAAAACCAUCCUGACUUCAUUAGAACUAAUGAAGUGGAGAAACGGGUCUAUAAAUGUACCAUGUGUGACUACAAACCGAAAAAGAACAAAUACUUAAAAAGCCACCAGCAAGUUCACUUACCACGGGAAGAACGACGGUGGUUUACUUGUCCGAUCUGCGACAAAAAAUAUACGACAAAGGUCAGCUUAAACUAUCAUCUUGUCGGAAAUCACCCUGACUUCACUGAAGGCCGUACUGUUGAACAUACCGGCGCGGAAGACAAUGAACAAGAAGAACAUGUUCAAAACAGCGUAACAUCCGAUGGCGAGUUAGAGACCGAAGACCGUACUGUUGAACAUACCGGCGCGGAAGGCAGUGAACAAGAAGAACAUGUUCAAAACAGCGUAACAUCCGAUGAUGAGUUAGAGCCUGAAGGCCGUACCGUUGAACAUACCGGCGCGGAAGGCAAUGAACAAGAAGAACAUGUUCAAUACAGCGUAAUAUCCGAUGAUGAGUUAGAGCCUGAAGGUCGUACUGUUGAACUUACUGGCGCGGAAGGCAAUGAACAAGAAGAACAUAUUCAAAACAGCGUAACAUCCCAUGAUAAGUUGGAGCCUAGGACUAUGGAACUGAAUAAACGGGUCUAUAAAUGUACCAUGUGUGACUACCAAACGAUAAAGAACAAAUACUUAAAAAGCCACCAGCAAGUUCACUUACCACGGGAAGAACGACGUUGGUAUACUUGUCCGAUCUGCGACAGAAAAUAUGCGAGAAAUGUCCAUUUACGCCACCAUCUUGUCAAAAACCAUCCUGACUUCAUUAGAACUAAUGAAGUGGAGAAACGGGUCUAUAAAUGUACCAUGUGUGACUACCAAACGAUAAAGAACAAAUACUUAAAAAGCCACCAGCAAGUUCACUUACCACGGGAAGAACGACGGUGGUUUACUUGUCCGAUCUGCGACAGAAAAUAUACGACAAAGAUCAGCUUAAACUAUCAUCUUGUCGGAAAUCACCGUGACUUCACUGAAGGCCGUACUGUUGAACAUACCGGCGCGGAAGACAAUGAACAAGAAGAACAUGUUCAAAACAGCGUAACAUCCGAUGGCGAGUUAGAGACCGAAGACCGUACUGUUGAACAUACCGGCGCGGAAGGCAGUGAACAAGAAGAACAUGUUCAAAACAGCGUAACAUCCGAUGAUGAGUUAGAGACUGAAGGUCGUACUGUUGAACUUACCGGCGCGGAAGGCAAUGAACAAGAAGAACGUGUUCAAAACAGCGUAACAUCCCAUGAUAAGUUGGAGCCAACUAUGGAACUGAAUAAACGAGUCUAUAAAUGUACCAUGUGUGACUACAAACCGAAAAAGAACAAAUACUUAAAAAGCCACCAGCAAGUUCACUUAUCACGGGAAGAACGACGGUGGUAUACUUGUCCGAUCUGCGACAGAAAAUAUACGAGAAAUACCUCUUUACGCCACCAUCUUGUCAAAAACCAUCCUGACUUCACUGAAAGCCGUACUGUUGACCUUACCGGCGCUGAUGACAAGGAACGUGAAAAACAUUUUCAAAACAGCAUAACAUCUGAUAAAAUAAUUGAUGAAUCUAUAUCUAUAAUGAAUGAAGAAAAUGCAGAAAGUUUUAUAAAAAUGGAAAUUGAUGAUGGCGCUCCAACUUUGGAUGAAGGCAUGCACUAUGACUUCGAAAAUGCCGAUCUAUCUGAAACUAAUAUAGCAAAGCCAGGAGAUCUUAUAGAAAUAGAAAUUGAUGAUAAAGCUCCGCUUUUGGAUUUUAAUAACUGGGACCUUGUAGAUCAACCUGAACAAGUCAAAAUAGAAGAUAUUGUAACACUUCUACAACCUGAAUCUUCAUAAUUAUAGCAAUUCAUAACCUCAGCAAUUUCGAAAGUCCUGAAUUAAUCAAGUUGUUUAAUUUUCAUAUGUAUAUUUUUAUACCUUUAAGCUCUACACUAAAUUUUCCGAGAUCUAUAGUAAGUAUAAUGAUCUAGGUAAAUUUGUAGCAGUGAUAUUUUUCAUAAAAUUUUACAAAUUCCA
Sitophilus oryzae (rice weevil) is the source of this 6240-nucleotide messenger RNA. Its product is annotated as zinc finger protein 236-like. The record is from RefSeq and is a predicted model, not a curated record. Lineage: Eukaryota; Metazoa; Arthropoda; Insecta; Coleoptera; Curculionidae. The transcript is spliced from 45 exons. Gene Ontology annotation, biological process: regulation of gene expression; DNA repair. Gene Ontology annotation, cellular component: nucleus. Bases 82 to 6060 code for a protein of 1992 amino acids. Gene Ontology annotation, molecular function: DNA binding.